AUGGACGGGGCUUCUACGACGGUACCACCCAGUUCCGUGUCCGGUGGUGUAGCACAAUUGGAUCGUCUGACGCUCACUCAGCUAGCGCGCACCAGCGAUGUCCUGGCGGAUGAGCCGCUACAAGCACUUACACGACUGGCAGCAACGAACCAGUCUUGCCAGGUCCUGGAAGCGAUAUCCAAAACUGCCCUCGUACUACGGGACGCCCCGACCGCCGCACCGUGUGGUACGACCAGUCUUGGCUUGGAGGCUCUGCCGCAAUGCUCCAGCGCGUAUGCUCCAGCUGCGACCAUCCCGGAGACGUGCGUGACGCUGUUCCACGUCCACAACAUCCUUUUGCAGGCAGCCUACGCUAGCCAGCAAGACUUCGACGUGUGGACGGAACUGGUGCAGGCGGGUGUGGAGCUGUACCUCCGUAAAGCGCCACGGCACAUCGUGGCGUUCAGCAAUGCGAACCUGGAGCCCAUCUUAGAUGCUUUGGCACAUCAGGAUCUGUGGCGCUUUCAGUACCUGCUGUGGCAGCGUCUGCUGGCCCACAUUCCCACCUGGGACUCGAUGCAAGACUUCUGCAGCGUCAUUCAUGGGUGUGAGCUAGCAGCGCAGGAGGCCACGACGGCUGCUACAGCCGCCGCCGCCGCUGCAGCGGCUGGAGCGGGACUGGGCGGUGGCAGCGUGGGUGUAGCCGGGGAUGUACCGGCCGACGGAGUACUUGCCGACAUGCCCGGGAGCUGGUCCGCGGACAUGCACGGCUCACAUGGUGGUUUUGUACCUGACAUCGGCGGCUUCGGCCUGCCUUGGGCGUCAACAGCGGGGCAAAUCGACGUGCUGCCUUCCAUCGGACGGAAAGUCGAAGCGCCAAACCUUCAGACAGCAACCGCAGCAGCAACCUCCCAAAUCGCGGCUGCCACAGCUGCUGCUGCUGCGUCUGCGCUGUAUGAAAGACAGGCGGAGCUUGCGGAGUACAGCAUUCUGAUGCGGGAGUGCAUCCGGGAGGCGCUAGAAGGCGCGGCAACGCGGGGCUUGGCGUCCUCGCCACAGCCGCAUGCCGCUGCACAGCAGUUGUUGGAGGCCGUAACGCUGUUCGAAGCGCGGCAGCGCAGCGCAACCACGCUGACGGCCCUCCGCUGCGCCUUCAUCCCAACGCCGGAUUGGCUGAGCCGGGUAGCAGCUGCCGGCGUGCAGGGAUCCGGAUGGUUGAGCGCGGCACAGGUGGUAAAGCUGCUACAAGACCUAGAUGCGCUAGCCCCGCAGCCCGUUGAGUCCCAGGGGCAACCAAGCCGCUGGCUCAACGCGACGGGGCAGGCCGCAGCCGAGCGCGCCGUGCUUCGCCACAUAUCCAGCCGCGCAUGGUCUCCCCAGCAGGCUAUUUCGGUCAUAAAGGUCCUUGUGGGCAAGUGUAGAGGGCCCCCAGGAGACCAGUUGUGCGGCGUUACAGAAGGCCUGUUGCUGACCUGCAGUGAGGCGUGGCAGGAUGCGGGCUUGAUGUGCGCGGUUCUCCAGGAGGCUGUUGAGUUUGCCUCGCCGCCAGAUGGCAGCGCUGCUGAGGGUUCCUCCUCAGCGACCGCCCUCACGGUGGCGCACCUGUCGUUGGCCAGGGCGGCGCUCAACCGAGCCAGCUACCUAGUGGAAUCUACAGCGCCCAGGACUAACGACGGUGGCGACACCGCUGCCGCACCUGAAACGGACACCAGCGCCUCAGGUUCAGGACGGGUGAUGACGGGUCCGCGCAUCUGGCGCAGCCGGGAGUUCCUGUACGAGCGAUAUCCCCGGUUGUUGCAGGCAGCCCGCCGCUUUGGUUACCCUUUGCAGGCGUUCCGGUUACAGGAGUACGUGGACGAGCUUUACAACCACUUGGCAGCGUCUCCAGGACACGAGCUAGUGGCUGUGGGGCCCGAGGGGCUUGCGCUCGCGCUGCAAGCAGUGGUCUCCUCGCCUUGUUGCAGAGACCCGCAGUGGGCUGCCGCCUUUGAGCGUGCCUGCCUAAUGUUAAUCUCUGUACAGUUCUCUGUUGGUUACACGCACCCAAAGCGUUGGUUGGGCCUGCUAGAGGCGACGGUGAACACGCUGCCAUUUCCCAUGCCCGCGCUCGCCGCCGGCAUCAAGGCGCUCCUGGUGCGCCUCUGCGACACCCGGCGCCACGCCAAGUACUUCUGGCAAGUGCUUCCGCUGAUAGGCGCGCUGGAACGCCGGGCGGCAGCAGUUGCGUGGGGUCAACAUAGCCAUGACUUGCACGGCAUGGGCCAUCACCAAUCAGCCUCAGAUCAGAGCGCGGCGUCAAUGUGGACGCCGGUCUCCAGCAUGGGGGCUUCAGGCAAGCCAUCUUCCCCGGCAUCCAACCUCGCCGGUCGGUUACGUAUAAACGGUGUCAGUGUCGGCAAGACCGUGCUUGGGGGUGGCCCACAUCGCCGGGGGCCGCCCGGCACCAUGGCCCACCGCGGCAGUGCUAACGCGCUCCCUAGCGGCAGGAGCAGCGUUAGCAGCAGCGGCAGCGGCGCAGCCUCCUCCAGCCAACAGAACGCCGCCACGGCGGGUGCGGGCAACGGUGGCAACCUGCGGCCGGUACUACCGCCACCCGACAUUUCAAAACAUCACAUCAGCGAGGAAGAGUAUAAUCGCUGGUGUGAGGACUUGGGGCAGCGGCUGGCGCUCAGCAUGGCCUGCUUGUCUGAUCAGGACCGGGUCGCACAGCUUUCGGUCUUUGGCAUUGGCGCGACUGGGCCAUGA
This is a messenger RNA of Volvox carteri f. nagariensis, 2724 nucleotides long. RefSeq lists its product as uncharacterized. The transcript has 11 exons. Lineage: Eukaryota; Viridiplantae; Chlorophyta; Chlorophyceae; Chlamydomonadales; Volvocaceae. The record is from RefSeq and is a predicted model, not a curated record. Bases 1 to 2724 code for a protein of 907 amino acids.